GUUGUCUGCAACUUUGCUCCAGUGUUACCGGAUUUCAACUGAUAAACCGAACUGGACUAAAACGGCACAAUGAACAUCGUUACUGUUCUACUGAUCCUUUCUGUAAAGAUCUACGCUGAUGGCCUGGAGGGACCAACAGCUGGAUGUACCUUCGAUGAGGACUCGACCCCGGAACGGAGCCAGUGCAAACAGGGCAAGGAGGACGACUUUGAUUGGCAGCUGAUUCGGUCCUACAGCUGGCCGAAUGCCAACUCUGACCUACUGCGGGGAUCCUUCAUGAUGGUGAACGCCUCCCAGCAUGCCUCGGGGCAGCGCGCCCACCUGCUCCUGCGGGCCCUCAGUGAGAACGACACCCACUGCGUCCAGUUCAGUUACUUCCUGUACAGCCGGGAUGGGCACAGCCCCGGGAUCCUGCAGGUCUACGUGCGUGUAAACGGCGGUCCCCUGGGCACCCCCGUCUGGAACGUGUCUGGGUCCCACGGCCGGCAGUGGCACCAGGUCGAACUGGCCAUCAGCACCUUCUGGCCAAACGACUAUCAGGUCCUGUUCGAAGCAACCGUCUCCAAGGAGCGGCGGGGCUACAUCGGCUUAGACGACAUCCUGCUGCUAAACUACCCCUGCUACAAGGUGCCUCACUUCUCUCGGCUGGGGGAAGUGGAGGUCAACACCGGGCAGAACGCCACCUUCCAGUGCGUCGCUACUGGACGGGCAUCCGAGAUGGAGGAGUUCCUGUUGGAGAGGCACAGUGGAGCGGUGACUCCCGCGCUCUCGGUGAAGCGGCUGAGUUUCCGCCGUGUCAUGGCGACCAUUCAGCUGGCGGCGGUGCAGAGCGCCGGGAGAGACCUCUACCGCUGCGUCACCCCGUCCGCCCGCGGGGCCUCCGUGUCCAACUUCGCCGAGCUCAUCGUCAGAGUUCCACCCUCCCCCAUCGCGCCCCCCCAGCUCCUGAGGGCGGGGCCCACCUACCUGAUCCUCCAGCUCAACACCAACUCCAUCGUGGGAGAUGGCCCGGUCAUCCGCCGUGAGAUCGAGUACCGCGCAAGCCACUCGCCGUGGUCUGAGGUGCACGGCGUCAGCGCGCUCACCUACAAGGUGUGGCACCUGGACCCGGACACCGAGUACCACAUCAGUGUCCUGCUGACGCGCCCGGGGGAUGGGGGCACCGGACCCCCCGGACCUCCGCUGGUGAGCCGGACCAAGUGCGCAGAGCCCGUGCGGCCGCUUCAGGGCCUCACGGCGACGGAGAUCCAGUCGCGUCAGCUGACCCUGCAGUGGGAGUCCCUGGGCUACAACCUGACCCGCUGCCACGCCUACACGGUGUCCCUGUGCUACCGCUACUCCACAGCAGGGGGCGGCGGUGGGAACAACGCCACGGUGCGCGAGUGCCUGGGCGUGGAGUACAACGCCUCCCGCUUCACGCUGCUCGACCUGCCGCCCUUCCACACCGUCCACGUGCGCCUCACCCUCGCCAACCCCGAGGGCACCAAGGAGGGGAAGGAGGUGACCUUCCAGACCGAGGAGGACGUUCCCGGGGGCAUCACCGCCGAGUCGCUGACCUUCACUCCUCUGGACGACAUGAUCUUUCUGAAGUGGGAGGAGCCACUGGAACCCAAUGGACUCAUCACCCAAUAUGAGAUCAGCUACCAAAGCAUCGAGUCGUCAGACCCCACCAUCAACGUGCCGGGGCCACGACGCACCGUCGCCAAGCAACGCAACGAGACCUACCACAUGUUCUCCAGCCUGCAGCCCGGCACCACUUACCUGGUCUCCGUGCGCGCCCGCACCUCCAAGGGAUUCGGCCUGACCGCCCUCACCGAGAUCACCACCAACAUCUCCGCUCCGGCUUUCGAUUACGGUGACGCCCCUUCCGUGCUGAGCGAAUCGGAGAGCAGCAUCACUGUGCUGCUCCGCCCAGCCCAGGGCAGAGGGGCCCCAGUCAGCACGUAUCAGGUGGUGGUGGAGGAUGAAGAAGGGUUUCGUAGGGUGAGGAGGGAGCUGGGUUCGCCAGAGUGCUUCCCCGUGCCCACGUCCCACAGCGAGGCGCAGGCCAAGGGCACGCCGCACUACUACACGGCAGAGCUAGCGCCCAGCAGCCUGCCUGAGGCCGUGCCCUUCACCGUGGGCGACAACCACACCUACAACGGCUUCUGGAACACGCCCCUCGACCCCACCCGCAGCUACGCCAUCUACUUCCAGGCCAUGAGCAGCUUUCGAGGGGAAACACGAAUCAACUGUGUCCGUAUCGCCCGGAAAGCGGCCUGCAGGGACAAUAAGCGCACACUGGAGGUGACCCAGCACACAGAGGAGGUGGGGUUAAUCCUGGGGGCAUGCGCAGGGGGGCUGGCCAUCCUCAUUCUCCUGCUGGGGGCCAUCAUCAUCAUCGUGAAGAAGGGAAGAGAUUUCUACUUAUACUCUUACUACCCGAGGAAGCCGGUGAAUAUCGGUAGGACUCCGACGGCGUACCGGCAGGAGAAGGGUCACGUGGGCGGGCGUGGCCUCUCAGAGCAGAGCGCACCACAGGAGGACGAGCACACGCCCUGCUCUUUCAUGGCUACACGCGGCGGCCACGCCCACAACGAGCAGCGCAGCUCAGUGAACGAGUCCAGCAGCCUCCUGGGCGGGUCGCCCCGCCGGCCAUGCGGGCGCAAGGGCUCCCCCUACCACACGGGGCAGCUGCACCCGGCCGUGAGGGUCGCCGACCUGCUGCAGCACAUCAACCAGAUGAAGACCUCCGAGGGCUACGGCUUCAAACAGGAGUACGAGAGCUUCUUCGAGGGCUGGGAAAUCGCCAAGAAGAAGGAGAAGCCCAAAGGGAGGCACAGCGGUCUGCUCGGCUGUGACCGCCAUCGGGUAAAGCUGAAUUCCCUGCUCGGCAGCCCCGCGUCCGAAUACGUCAACGCAAACUACAUCGACAUUCGGAUAAACAGGGAAGGUUACCAACGCUCCAAUCAUUUCAUUGCUACUCAGGGGCCGAGGCAGGACAUGCUGUACGACUUCUGGAGGAUGGUCUGGCAGGAGAACUGCUACAGCAUCGUCAUGAUCACCAAGCAGCCGGAGAUGAAAUGCUGCAAGUACUGGCCAGACGACAGCGAGAUAUACGGCGACAUCAAGAUCAGCCUGCUGAAGACGGAGACCCUGGCGGAGUACAUUGUGCGCACCUUCAGUCUGGAGAGGCGGGGCUUUGCCGGCAAGCACGAGGUGCGUCAGUUCCACUUCACGGCCUGGCCGGAGCACGGGGUCCCGGACCACGCCACCGGCCUGCUGGCCUUCCUCCGCCGUGUGAAGACCUCCACCCCCCCCGACACCGGCCCCGUGGUGGUGCACUGCAGUGCCGGGGCUGGGAGGACAGGCUGCUACAUCGUGCUGGACGUCAUGAUCGACAUGGCGGAGUGCGAGGGCGUGGUCGACAUCUACAACUGCGUCAAGACCCUCUGCUCACGACGCAUCAACAUGAUCCAGACCGAGGAGCAGUAUGUUUUUAUCCAUGACGCCCUCCUGGAGGCCUGUCUGUGCGGGGACACGUCCGUGGCGCUCUCUGAGUUCAGCCUCAUGUAUAAAGAGAUGCUGAUGGUGGAGCCCCAGAGUAACACGUCUCAACUGCGCGAGGAGUUCCAGACUCUGAAUUCGGUGACCCCCCACCCGGACGUAGAGGAGUGCAGCAUCGCCCUGCUGCCCCGGAACCGGGAGAAGAACCGCAGCAUGGACGUUCUGCCACCCGACCGCACCCUGGCCUUCCUGGUCACCACGGACGGAGACGGCAACAACUACAUCAACGCCGCGCUGGCCGACAGCUUCCUGAGGCCCGCCACCUUUGUCAUCACGCCCCACCCGCUACCCAACACCACCGCCGACUUCUGGAGGCUCCUGUUCGACUACAGCUGCACCUCUGUGGUCAUGCUCAACCAGCUCAACCAAUCGAACUCUGCCUGGCCCUGCAUACAGUACUGGCCGGAACCCGGGCUACAGCAGUACGGACCCAUGCAGGUGGAAUUCCUGUCCAGGUCGGCUGACGACGACAUCGUCACCCGCCUGUUCCGGGUCAAGAACCUCACCCGGCCUCAGGAAGGCCAGCUUUUGGUGCGCCAGUUCCAGUUCCUGCGCUGGUCGGCCUACCGCGAAGUUCCCGACUCCAGGAAGGCCUUUCUGGGCCUGCUGGCCCAUGUGCAGACAUGGCAGAGGGAGAGUGGGGAGGGACGCAUGGUCGUACACUGCCUAAACGGGGGCGGCCGCAGUGGGACGUUCUGCGCCUGCCUCAUGGUGCUGGAGAUGCUGAGGCAUCAGAAGAUGGCGGACGUCUUCUUCGCCGUCAAGACGCUGCGCAACUCCAAGCCCAACAUGGUGGAGACCCUGGAACAGUACCGGUUCUGCUACGACCUGGCUCUGGAGUAUGUGGAAAGCCUGGAGGAGAGAUAGCACCUGCUCCCCGACUCACCCAGACCCGACCAGAACUCUGUGUCCAAUCAUCCGGCUUUUCCGCUUUGGUGCAAUUCCCUUAUCUGGAUCAACGGGAUUUCUGUGAUGUCUGGGGCUGCAGCGAGGAAAAAAAAAGAGAAAAAAAAAGAAGCAAGGUCACACUGUUAAACUUUAAUGUGCACCCAUCGCUGUGUUUUUUUUUUUCUGUGUGCGUGCGUGAGUUUUAACGACCUUGGCUGUUUCGUGCUUACCGUUUCUCCCCCGACCGUGGUGCGGGGUUCAAACGGAAUAAGGACCGCCCGCUUCCGGAAGCUUCUGCGUUCACCCGACCUGCGUGGCCCCUGACGGCAGGUCUUGACGGCGGUUUGGGACCGGGACUCUUUGUCUCUAAGUGCCCUCGCCGACUAAGACGAUUCUGCGGAGGACACUGAACCGUGACGCCGUGGCGGAAUCGGCGGAGGGCCAUCGUUACCCGUGUUUGGAACCCGUUUCAUGAGUUUUUCCAACUUCUUCACUGGUGCUGUGGAUGUGUUCUUUUUAGGCAUGGAAUGCACUGCAUUUUUCUCCCAGGGUUCUCUGGACAACAGUUGUUUUUCACAGUGAACCCAUGGGUUCCGCAAGCUCGUAAAUAGCGAACCCCGGCCGCACUUUGUUCCCGAGAGGUCCCUCCUCGGCUGCUUCCCGCUUGCUUACUUUAUGUACAUAACACUUUCCGCUGGUGUCCGUAGGUGUUUGUGUCCUGUGUGUACGGUAAAAGGGAACAGUACAGGUGAAUCGCGUGGCUUGUUGAGACGUACAACGAUGCAGAUCGAAAUUGAGACGUUACCAUGGAAACAAGGUUGAAUUAUUUGCUGAAUGACUCGUUUUUUUGUUUUUUUUACAUUUCUAUGUAUUCCUUGUUUUUCUGGGUGUUGUGUAGACUCCUAUGAAAAGUUAUACAAAAAAAAAAAAAUGUUGACAAUGUUGUAAUGCCUUUCGAAUAGAUUUGAAAUUUUUGGAACAGUGUUCUAUGCUUUUUCUGAUUCUCACAGUGUUGCACUCCUCUCCCCCUUCCCACGACAUGGCUGACUCUGCAUCACCUAUUUGCUACACGGAUGUUGCUGGGUGUGUAACUACACAGUAAAAUGUUGAGUGUUAAAUCACGCCUUACCGAAUAUAUGUGGUCCCUAUUGUUAGAGUUGAGUUAACAUUGGACGUUUUACAGUGUACGACCAGCUCCAUUUCCCCCUCAUACCCAUGCUAGCCAAGCGACUGCCUACCUCUGCCAUGUCCACUGGUGCUAAUCUUGUGACUGUGACGCUUUCCCGUGGAAGCCAUUUUACCAUGUGUAAUGGGGUGGGGCUGCUACGCUUUGAACCACAGUGCUAACAACGGUUAGCCUGCUAAACUGAUGCCCAGUAGCCCCCAGGCAAGGCAAUUACUGAUGUUUUUACUGCUUCUCCGGAGGUGACGUCUUAUUCUAUCUCACAAUCGCAAACUGCCAUCUCUGAUCUUUUCCUCCCUCUGUUUUCCUGCAGUAGCCUCUGUAAUGAGGGGAGGUCUACUGUAUGUUUUCAUCUUAAUCCUGCUGAGAAACACAGCUCAAGCUGGGUUUUGAAACAACUGGUAGCUUGUUGACCAGCUUAGACCAACUCCCCACUCAACAUGGUUUCUCCAGCUCAAGCUAUGUCUUGAAACUGCUGGUAGCUGGUCAUUUAGAGCUGGACAUAGCUGGAUUUGACCACAGCCGCUCACCCCAACAGCAUGAUAGAUAUGACUAGCCCAUGAAAGUUAUCGUAGCCUUAUUGCUUCUUCUCAUUGACGCUCUCAUGCAAUGUCCCGCAGCUGACCUCUGCUACACGCCGCGCUUCACCUGUGACCCCCUGCCUACAUCACCGUCACCGCAUCAAGCACGCUUACACCUGUGGUCCUCACUCCUGGUCCUGGAGAGCCGCUGGGUGUGCUGGUUUUUGCUUUCGCUGUAGUAUCGGCAACCAAGGACCCAGGGGAGGGAAGCUAAUUGUGUAAUUAACUGUUUUAACUGAUCAAUUAAGUGCUGAGUAACAACAAAAGCCAGCACACGCUGCAGCUCUCCGGGAGCGAGGACCACCGGCUUACGUGGAAUGGUGCCGUUCCGAUCUGCUGCGGCGCAUUUCAGCUGAACCGAAUCCGCAAGGACUCGUGGGGCUUUCCUUCGGCCCAUAAAGCAGUCCAUCUCCCUGCCUUUGAAGACCCACUGCGAUCACCUGGAGGGUAUAUUAUGUGUAAUGAUGGUGCCAGGCUAUGCCUUGUAAUUCUGCCAGUAUGUCUGUAUUAGACCAUACUGAGAGAGAGAGAGCUGCUGGAGGGUGUCUGUUCUCAAGUGCAAAAAAUAAAAUAAAAUAAAAAUCUUAUUGUGAACGAA
Messenger RNA from Conger conger (European conger), 6796 nucleotides. RefSeq names its product receptor-type tyrosine-protein phosphatase U-like. Gene Ontology annotation, molecular function: protein binding; protein tyrosine phosphatase activity. The transcript is spliced from 31 exons. The record is from RefSeq and is a predicted model, not a curated record. Gene Ontology annotation, cellular component: membrane. NCBI's taxonomy places the organism in Eukaryota, Metazoa, Chordata, Actinopteri, Anguilliformes, Congridae. Bases 70 to 4413 code for a protein of 1447 amino acids. Gene Ontology annotation, biological process: protein dephosphorylation.